Molecule: messenger RNA, 3820 nt
Organism: Xenopus laevis (African clawed frog)
Lineage: Eukaryota; Metazoa; Chordata; Amphibia; Anura; Pipidae
Gene: cdca4.S
Product: cell division cycle associated 4 S homeolog
Exons: 3
Coding region: 796-1557 (253 amino acids)
Biological process (GO): positive regulation of DNA-templated transcription
Cellular component (GO): nucleus
Source: RefSeq, a predicted model, not a curated record
AAAGUCGCGGCGAAAAGUCGCCGCGAGUCAAAUCGCGGCGCUAUCGCCUAGUGUGGCCUUAGCCUUAAGCUAGACACCAGGGUACCUAAAGGCUUGAAUACAAGGUAUGAUCUUACAUAUUUAUAUAACCCAACCUUAUCCUACCAUAUGAAUUUACUAUACUUCCCCCUAUUCAUGAUUAAUAGUGUUUUUUAACACAUGUAAGUUAUAGGCACUAGCUCCAUCUCAAAAUAUACCUCUUAACAGUUUAUUUUGGCUUUUGUGCUUUUUAAAAUAAAUAGUAAUUUUAACUGUUGAGAACUACAUUCCAAACAAUUUUAACAUAUUGAAAUGUAUGUAUUUUAAAUUGUGAUUCAGAUGUUGGUCAGUAGAUGUCACUGUUAUAUUGUCUAUUUAAGGAAAUGGUAUUCUCUGAAUUGUAAGCCUAUGAUUAAGGGAAUCUUUUCCCGAAACUCGGAAGGCAAUGUGGAUCCAUGCAUAUGCAUGCAGCUGCUGGUGUGUGUAUUACACCAUUUACCAGUUUUAUUUUUCUUUGAUAUACUCCAUUCUCUGCAACUUGCACCAUCCGUCUUUCAAAAACUGUCUGUAGUGCCCAAACAUUUUAAAAACACUUCUCAUUUGAGGAACCAUCCAUAGUACUUAAAUUUUGCAGUGGAUCAAGGAUUUCUAAAAGAGUCAUGCAUUCUCCAGUGCAGAAUGUUUUUGUCAUUGGCCUAGAAAUGGACAGGACCAAAGUUGUAUGCCAGUUUUCUUCACUGCAGUGUGAAGCAGUACAUACAUGGAGAAAACAUUGUAAUGCCUUCUCAAGAGGUUAAAAUGUUUACUAGAGGCAUCAAGAGAAAAAGUUGUGAUCCUGAGGAAGAUAAUGACGGACCUCUAGCGGAGUUGAAAACUGUUCCUUCAUAUACUCUUGAACGUCAGUCAUUACUAGACAUGUCAUUGGUCAAGCUUCAGAUCUGUCACAUGCUUGUUGAACCCAACCUUUGUCGUUCGGUACUUAUUGCUAAUACAGUACGGCAGAUUCAAGAAGAGAUGACUCAAGAUGGCAGCUGGCACGUUUUUGAUCAAAGGAGAACUGAUCAGUUUCCAUUAGAUCAUCUGGUUUCCACAGACAUCCUUUGCCAUUCAACCAAAGAACUUGAUGAAGGGGAAAUAAAUGAAGAAUACAUUGCCUACAGUGAAGAACUGGAAGUGCACCAGACCCAAGAAAUUUCUGAACUGCCUGCAGUUAGUACGCUAAAACCAUUACAAAAUUCCCAGAGUAACCUCUGGGAGACUGAAAGCCCACAGGAAAACAAGGUGCAUUUUCAAAAAUCUCUGGAGCAUAUUUUUGAAACAUUGGAAAACCGAAAUGCUGCCUGUGUGGAAGAUUUAUUUUCUGAAGUUGAUACCUCCUAUUACGACCUUGAUACAGUACUGACAGGCAUGAUGGGAAAUUCAAAACUAGGCCAUUGUGACAUGCUUGAAAGCUUUUCACCUCCGUCGACGACCUCCUCAAGCUGCAAGACUGAACACCAUGAGAUUGAUCAUAUUGUUGAGAUUCUGGUAGAAUCUUGAAAUUAUUAUAUGAUAUAUUAAAUAUACAUUUUUUUAGCAACUAAGGAUUACUAGUUGUAAUGGCACAAUUGAUUGCGGUUGAAUCUAUAAAAUAUCAGCAGAACACUAUCAGUGUUUAAUGUAUCGCUAUUCCUUUAGCACAGGGGUCCCCAACCUUUUUUGGCCCGGGGGAGGAGUCAGCGUCCAAUUAAGCACACCGGCGUCCUAUUCGGGUGCACCACAUUAAUUGUCCCCUAAGCCCGGCGGUUGGGGACCCCUGCUUUAGCAGGCACCCUCUUCAGUUAUAAACAGCUAUUGGGUAUGCAAUACAUGCAAGUUUGCUAGAGACCUUUAACAUUUUAUAAGCCACAUUUAUCGGUUCUGUGGGAAUUGAACACUGCCUAGACGUGUCUGGCACGAAAACUGUUAAAUUGCCCAUAUUGCAAAAAGACCUCAUGGAAAGGUCCCACGCAUUCCAGAUAACUGAUCUUUUAUGUCCCUUGUGCUUUUUAUUUAUGCUUAUAUAGAUAAUAAUGUACCCCCUGUUGUAAAAAACAAGGAUAUUAUAAGUCACAGAGGAGUUCCACGACCACAUAAAGGCAGGAGGCCAAUGGUCGAAUCGUGGGACUAGCCAUCAAUGUUGCUUUCGGUACAGAGGAGACUUCGAAUAUCCUCAUAUUUUACAAAAGGGAAUGUGUGUGCACCAUUUAUAAGGAUGUAAUUUACAUUAUUUCCUCAUCCCCUUAUGCAACCUGCAAGGUGAAACAGACUUUAGUGGGGCGGCAAAAGAAAUGCGACUCGUCUGGCACAAUUUCCAGUGUGAAUAAUUCAAUAUUACAUGAUAAGCAGACAAUUUUUUUUCAAAAACGCUCAUUUUCGUUUCUUCUCUCACAUUGUGAGACAAGCUAUAGAGCUGGGAUUCAUCAAAAUCUGUAACAACUCUAUGCAAGCUUUAAAAUACUUGAUUCAAGUCAUACAUGCAGUAGAACACAACAAGUCUGCUAGUUAAAAAGUUCUGGGGUAAAACGACUCCAUAUCUUCUCUUUACAGAUUUAUUUUCAAAAAAUGGGAAAACCGAUGUAAAUUACUGAAAUGUUUUGGUUUUUUUUUUUUACAUUUGUUAUAGAGUGUAUUUGCAACUUAUAUAGCUCCUAAGGAUCUUAUUUUUUUGUUAGCAUAGCUAUGAUUGAUACAUUAUCUUAAGAAGGAAUUUCAGCAUUUAAGUGAGAAGAGAUUACUUCAAGUAAUGUCUUUGUAGAUGUAUUUACUCUUGGAAUUAGAAUUCACAUUUUUCAAGCAAUUUAGGGGGUUAUUUAUCAAAGUCCGAAUUUAUCUCAAUAUUUUCUGAACAAAAACUCCGACAAAAUCUGCAUGGGUUUUUUGAGCUUAUUUAUUAAUACACUUUCCCGAGACUUUUGUUUGUGGGAGAAAAAUCUGUUUUCUCGAUUUUUCCGGAUUUCUGAUUUUCAUCCGAAAAUUUUGAAUUUUGCCUGAAAACUUCAGGGUAUUGGCAAAAACCCAGCGCACAUAAAAAAAUCAUUGGGAAUUCUCCCAUUGACUUGUAUGCAACCUCGACAGAUCUGAGAUGCCGGAUUUUCAGAGACUGACUUUUCCAUCCUCGAGGGUAUAAUAAAUUCCAAAAAUUCAAGAUUCUUUUUUUUUUUUAAAAGUCCGAAUUUUUGCAUUCGUUGUUUAGUAAAUAACCCCCAGAGUGUUACAUAUUUGUUUCCAAUUUGUUAUACUCAGAACAUGGAAGCUGAAGACAAAUAUUAAAUGUGUUUAGUCUCGCAAUUCCUUUAUUUAAAAUUUAAAGUCCUAUUUUUUGUCUUUCUCCUGCAACAAUCACAAUUUGUUACUGUAAUAGAUGGUUUAAUCCUGAUCAUUUGUUGUUGGUUCAUCUUGUUUUACCAUUUAUCAACAACUAUCACUACAUUGCUAUGUACAGAAAUAAAUAAUGUUGCAUUUUGGCUGGGAAGAUGACUUCACAAGGUGCAUUAAAGUCUUUUGUGUCAUGUGUAAACCUCAGAAAAAUGCAUGGGUAAAACUUUUAUGUACACAUACUUGCAACUGCCUCUUAAACAUUUUAGCAUGUUGCUUCAUUUCAGGAGGCCUUACGCACCUGGUCCUUAUAAGUAUUUGUUAAAAAAGUGAUCUUUUUUUUUUUUUUUUGUAAACAUACUUUUGUAAUACAUCAUUUUAUAUGGAUAUGGAAAUCUUGCAAGAAUAGUUUAGAUUUAUAUUUAAACAUAACAUAGUUUUUUAAUAAACAUGAUGAUACUCCUGA